ACCUGUUCAAUUUCUGCUACAAUUGUUACCCCAAAACGCGACCAAACCAGUCAAAUUUUUGACAUACCAUAUCCUAAUAGCAGCCCUGCGGACAAUUGGAAAAAACUGGUUAUCUCCCCACACCUCAGCUACAGACAUGUGUCCAAUACAUAGAGACAUCCACAAAUAUGAAUACAUGGCCAGGAAGGCUGAAACAAACCAGAAAUUUUGGAUUGAAGCAUGGGACUUGUGGGAUCAAUGUAUUGAAAGGAAACCCCGACUACUUCAGGACUCUGAGGAG
Pelobates cultripes (western spadefoot toad) is the source of this 280-nucleotide messenger RNA. Lineage: Eukaryota; Metazoa; Chordata; Amphibia; Anura; Pelobatidae. The record is from the annotation of a GenBank genome assembly.